Messenger RNA from Canariomyces notabilis, 890 nucleotides. RefSeq lists its product as uncharacterized. The transcript has a single exon. The coding region runs from base 169 to 633 and encodes 154 amino acids. The record is from RefSeq and is a predicted model, not a curated record. NCBI's taxonomy places the organism in Eukaryota, Fungi, Ascomycota, Sordariomycetes, Sordariales, Chaetomiaceae.
GCCGCAAGGCUGCAAGCAGCGCCCGAUUAGACCACCUUGCUGAGUCUGGCGUUCCUGCAAAUUGAGAACGUAGACUACCUGCCUCCCUAAGGUAUCUAUUGAGAGUGGCAUGACAGCCCGACUCCAAGUCUCAAGGGUGGACCGUUUGGACCUUCAACCAGCAAUGCUAUGGAGCCAUUGUCUGCACUUAGUAUUGCGACAGCCGUCGCUCAGUUCAUCGAAUUUGUAACUAAACUAGGGUUGAAUGCUCACGAGAUAUUCCAUGCUGCCCGGGGCCAGUCUGCCGAAGAUGAGAAACUCGAAGACGUCUACCAGAUUUUGGCGGAUCUGAGCCAAAGGCUCGCACAAGGAUGCAACAGCGCCCCUAUGACAGCCGAAAAUGGACCUGCCGACGCUUUUGGUGCUCGGACUAGAGGUCUCCGGGAGCUUUCCUUGAAAUGCAAACAAGACUGCGACGCCAUCCUCUGCGUCGUCGGCGGCGCAACGGCUGCUGAUGGGAAGGGCAAGCUGUGGCGAAGCGUGAAAGCCGCAGUCAGGAGUUCUAUUGGGAAAAGAAGGAUUGCUGAGCUAGAGACUUCACUGGGAAGAACUCAAGCAGUCAUGUCUUUACAUAUCCAAUCCAUCUUGGUGUAAGCACAGUUCCAGUGCAGCACCGCGGCAAGAAAGGCCCUUCAAUGUUGAUUCCAGCGCGCAGUGAGCAGGUGACACAGCUCAGAGACGAGUUGAGGCUCUUGAAGGAGGGGGGCAGAGCGCUCGGAGUGCAGCAAGACGCCAAACUUGACAUGAUCACCCGGGGAAUCGACCGCCUUGAACUCGGCCUCAGCAAGUCGCGCCCCAACUCCUAUUGGCCCUCUUGUGGAAACAGUUCCGAAGGGACUGAGAGAUCGUCC